AGGCAUAAAAUUUAAAUUUCCCACUAAAACGUUGAGCUGCGCAGUCGCAUGUUGUAAUAAAUUCCGAUUGCGCAUGCAAUUGAUAAUAUUGAUAGACUGAAAAAAAUAGUUAUUAGAUUUAUUUACCAAUAUUUGACAUAAUUAUGCACGAAUUUAUGAAUAAAUACAAAAAGUGUCAACUAAAUAGUGCAUUUAAGUGACGUGCUGAUAUUUAUAACCUACAAAUAAAUUAAAUGAAUACAAUAAUAAGUUAUUGAGCGAACUGUGUUUUUAUAAAAUUGACACGAAAAAUAGAAAAUAAAUAUAAAUUUUUAAUAAACUAUUAGAAAUGACUACGGAGAUUGAAGAUAAGAUUCAAAAGCUUAAACAACAAGGCAAUGAUUGUUUUCAUCAGCAAAAAUAUGCUGAAGCCAUGUUCCACUACACCCACGCUAUUAAAUUAGAUCCAAAAAACCAUUCAUUAUACAGUAAUCGAUCCUAUGUCUUCUUGAAGCUCCAACAAUAUCAUUUCGCCAUGGAUGAUGCAUUGAUGACAAUCAAUUUAAAGCCUGAUUGGAUAAAGGGUUAUUAUCGCAAAGCUGAAGUGGAGUUUCAUACUUUUAGGUUUAAUGAAGCUCUCAAGUCUUAUGAACAAGCUCUUCAACUUCAGCCCAAUGAUCCUGAUAUUCUAAAAGCGAUUAAUAGAACGUCUAGAUCCCUUAUUAAGGAUCAAAGAGCUGACCAACAAAUUCCGUGGCUUGGAGCUGGUAUUGGUAUUAUUCUUGGAGUGAUUGUGGUUAUUGCUGAUUAUGUUUUUACAAACAAACCCACAUUAACGCAUCCACUACUGAUGGCAUUACUAACCAUCUCCAUUGCAAUGUUGGGUUUUGCCAUAGCCAAAGGUUUUCGAUACUUUGUCAAGUGUCAACGAAAGUCUCUUCUCGAGCCACCUAUUGAUUUAAUGAAUGAUAAUAAUCAAGCUAACGACAAAGAAUCAAACAAUGAGAAGACCACUGAUAAGCAUCCUAAGUAUAGCAAAGCUCAAGCACGUCAAAGAUUUAAAAAAGGGAAAACGUAGCGUGAAUUUAUUUUAUCAUUAAAUUCUCAAAUGUAUUGCAUCAAUUUCAUCAAUUAUGAACAUUAUUUAAUAAUGUUAGAGAUAAUCCUUUUUAAAAUUAUUUAAAAUAAUAGACAGCUUGUUUGUUAGUUAUCCUGUCUAACAUCUUUUCUAUUUAUCUUGAUAAUUAUUGUAAUAAAAUUGCGA
Molecule: messenger RNA, 1243 nt
Organism: Chelonus insularis
Lineage: Eukaryota; Metazoa; Arthropoda; Insecta; Hymenoptera; Braconidae
Product: hsp70-Hsp90 organizing protein 1-like
Exons: 5
Coding region: 329-1057 (242 amino acids)
Molecular function (GO): Hsp90 protein binding
Source: RefSeq, a predicted model, not a curated record